This is a messenger RNA of Pelmatolapia mariae (spotted tilapia), 1353 nucleotides long. It is a transcript of the gene syt8, whose product is annotated as synaptotagmin VIII. Gene Ontology annotation, biological process: regulation of calcium ion-dependent exocytosis; cellular response to calcium ion; synaptic vesicle endocytosis. The record is from RefSeq and is a predicted model, not a curated record. Gene Ontology annotation, molecular function: clathrin binding; calcium-dependent phospholipid binding; syntaxin binding. The transcript has 9 exons. NCBI's taxonomy places the organism in Eukaryota, Metazoa, Chordata, Actinopteri, Cichliformes, Cichlidae. Gene Ontology annotation, cellular component: plasma membrane; synaptic vesicle membrane; dense core granule. The coding region runs from base 1 to 1353 and encodes 450 amino acids.
AUGCUCCAGUACAGCGCUCAGUGGCUUAGUCUCCUUGUGGAGGAAAUCUUCAUCCUCUUCAUCAUGUCUAAAAUCCUUCCACCACAACAUUCUUCCCAUGUGAAAUCUAACUUGUCAUCAAAGGCAAAAAGCUUCACAGUCACAGAUCACCCCACCACCCUCAUCUCCACCACCUCCACAUAUACUAACACCACUGCCGACCCAGCUGUUGCCUUCAUCAAUGGCCUGCUGGACCGGAUACCCUUGCCUCGAUGGGCGAUCUACACCAUCUUUGCAGCUGGCGGUCUGCUGAUUCUGCUCUGCUGCCUGUGUGUCUGCAUCAAGUGCUGCUGCAAAGGAAAGAAGAAAAAGAAGAAGAACGAGCAGAUCAAUCUGAAGGCGGUGAAUGGAAAAACAACCACAGCCCUGGUUCAGCCAGAUGUGGCAGAUGUUGAUUAUGGCUCAACCAAAAAGCAGAGAGGAAAGCUGCUCUACUCUCUGGAAUAUGAUGGGCCUCUGUCUGAGCUCAAACUGGGGAUCAAACAAGCCAGCAGCCUGAUGGCCAUGGACCUCGGAGGAACCUCAGACCCAUAUGUCAGAGUCUACAUCCUCCCCGAAAAGAGCAAAACCUAUGAGACCAAAGUGUUCAGGAGCACGCUGAACCCUGUCUUCAACGAGCAGUUCACCUUCCAGCUACCAAAGUCUACCCUCAUGAAGUCGACAGCUGUGAUGAAAGUGUUUGACUUUAACCGGUUUUCCAAACACGAAAUCAUCGGCGAGAUCCGGGUGCAGCUCUGCAAUGUUGACUGGAAUCACAUCAUCGAGGAGUGGCAGGAGCUGGAAGCACCCGCCAAAUUUGAGGAAGAAAAUCUAGGAGAGAUCUGCUUCUCCCUGCGCUAUGUUCCCUCUGCCAGCAAGCUGACUGUGGUAAUCCUGGAGGCCAAAAACCUGAAGAGCAUGGACGUUGGAGGAUCCUCAGAUCCUUAUGUGAAGAUGCAGCUAGCUCUGGACAAAAGGAAGUGGAAGAAAAAGAAGACAUCUAUCAAAAAGAAGACGCUAAACCCUUAUUUCAACGAAUCGUUUGUCUUUGACGUGUCACUGGAUCAAAUCCAGAGGGUGAAUCUGGUGGUCUCGGUGUGGGACCAUGACGCCGUGACCAGGAAUGAUCCGAUAGGGAAGAUCUACCUGGGCUGUGAUGCCACAGGGAACCAGCUAAGGCACUGGGCCGACAUGUUGUCCAACCCGCGACGGCCGGUGGCUCAGUGGCACAGCCUGCUGUCGGCCGAGCAGGUCAACUCCACUCUAACCCUGAAAAAGAAAAUGCCCAUCCCCAGCAAAAUGAAGGAAAGCGCUCAGCAGUGGUACCCUAAAUGA